AUGCCACCCACAUACGCGCCCACCUUUGGCCCCGACGAUGCUUCGGACGACGACAGCGAGUACGAAGUCGAUACUAGAAGCGAAGUCGACAGCGACAUAGUGGCCGACGAUAACAACGACGACCCAACCCUCGCCAUGGUGGCAUCCAGGACUCUCUCGGACAAGGCACCCGACAUGACGGCCAGCAUGCUCUUGGAGCGCGAGGAAGAGCCCGAAGGCAUGUUGCCCAGAGACAAGCAGCGUCGCACAACCCACUACAACUCGUCGCUCGAGAAGGCUAUGAGCCACUCCGAGGCAAAGCAGUUCUACCAACGACAACGCGCCGAGAAGCUCGACAGUCCCACCAUGGGCAAGCCGCGAACCCUCAGCUCCCACAUCGCCGCCGAUGCCUCAGCCAGCUCUCCGCUUAACCCGCUGAGAGCUACUAAGAGCAACGCCAGCCUGCAAGCAAACGACACUGCAUACAAAUCCGCAUUGCCUGUUGGCAUUGCCAAUGCUGCGAAGCUUCCUACCAGCGCCGAAGUUCAGACUCCUGGCCUCGGCCACUUCGAUACCGCCCGCCACUCCUUCUCCCAACAGAACGACGCUCCUUCACCCUUGAUACAGGCCGACCGAGAAGCUCGCGCUCACACACAUCACCCCAAUCUCCCUCAUGAGCAGAAGCCGUUCCUGGAGCAGCAGGGUCUACAUGGUGCAGGAGCUGGUGUGGGUAUGGGAAGUGGCUCCGGAGGCUUUGCAGUAGACGACUCCAAGGUUACUGCUGAGCUGACAGCCAUUUACAGCAACAUCCAGAAGGUGUUGGAUCUGAGACACAAGUACAUGCGCUUGUCGCUCCAGGGCGCUACAGACAAUCCCAAGGACGAGCCCGGCUGGACCAUAUAUCCUCCUCAUCCCGAUCCUUCGUGGCAAGAGUACGAGCAGAACAUGACAGAGAGUCAAGACCUCAAGACACCACGCAGACGACCGCGCAAGAUGGGCCAGAACAUCGGUGAAGAUUUCGAACUCGAAGAUCUGAUGCCUCUGCCGGGCCCUGGUGAGAUGGCCUUCCGUCUCGAUUCAAACGGCGUCUACCAAGUCUAUGAGAACAACAAAGCCGCCGAUGUCGACACCCCCAUUGUUCACAUUCCCACCAUUCGCGAGUUCUACAUGGAUCUCGACGCCAUCUUGACCGUUUCAUCCGAUGGCCCUAGCAAGAGUUUUGCUUUCCGUCGUCUGCAGUAUCUUGAAGGCAAGUUCAACUUGUACAUCUUGCUCAACGAGUAUCAGGAGAUUGCAGACACCAAGGCUGUGCCGCACAGAGACUUCUACAAUGUCCGAAAGGUCGACACUCACGUACACCAUUCCGCUUGCAUGAAUCAGAAGCAUUUGCUGCGUUUCAUCAAGAGCAAGAUGAAGAAGAGCCCCAACGAGGUUGUCCUGUUCCGUGACGGCAAGCACUUGACUCUGCGGGAGGUCUUUGAGAGUAUCAAUCUGACUGCAUACGACCUCUCUAUCGACACUCUCGAUAUGCACGCUCACACCGACUCUUUCCAUCGUUUCGACAAAUUCAACCUCAAGUAUAAUCCUGUCGGCGAGUCUCGCCUGCGCACCAUCUUCCUGAAGACGGACAACUACAUCCACGGCAGAUACUUGGCAGAGAUCACAAAGGAGGUCAUUGCCGAUCUCGAGGCCAGCAAGUACCAGAUGGUCGAAUGGCGCAUCUCGAUUUACGGUCGUGACCUCGAAGAAUGGGACAAGCUCGCAGCCUGGGUCGUGGACAACAAGCUUUAUUCGCCUAACGUGCGAUGGCUGAUCCAAAUUCCCCGCCUAUAUGAUGUCUACAAGAACUCCAGCCUGAUGGAGAACUUUGAGCAAGUCAUUCAGAACGUCUUCCAGCCUCUCUUCGAGGUGACGCAAGACCCUGCCUCGCAUCCCAAGCUGCACAUCUUCCUGCAGCGAGUCAUUGGCUUCGAUUCGGUUGAUGAUGAGAGUAAGACAGAGCGCAGAAUCUACCGCAAGUUCCCCUUGCCCAAUGAAUGGAACACAGCACAAAACCCGCCCUACUCGUAUUGGAUCUACUAUCUGUUUGCAAAUAUCUCGUCACUCAACGUUUGGCGCAAGCAGCGUGGUUUCAACACUUUCCUUCUGAGACCCCACUGUGGUGAGGCAGGAGACACUGACCAUCUUGCUGCUGCUGUUUUGUGCUGUCACAGCAUCUCGCACGGUCUGCUGUUGCGCAAAGUACCAUUGCUGCAAUACAUUUUCUAUCUCGAGCAAAUCGGCGUCGCAAUGUCGCCCCUGUCCAACAAUGCAUUGUUCCUCGCUUACGAGCGCAACCCUUUCCUAUUAUACUUCCGCCGCGGUCUGAACGUCUCCCUCUCGACCGACGAUCCUCUGCAAUUCGCCUUCACGAAGGAGCCCCUCAUCGAAGAGUACGCAGUGGCCGCCCAGAUCUACAAGCUCAGCGCAGUCGACAUGUGCGAGCUCGCCAAGCACUCCGUCCUCCAAAGUGGAUUCGAACACUCGGUCAAGCAACGCUGGCUCGGCCACAACUACCACCUCCCCGGCGUGGCAGGAAACGACAUGGCAAAGGUCAACGUGCCAAACAUCCGCGAGGCAUUCCGCCACGAGACUUGGUUGCAAGAACUUGCCAUCGACCCGUCGCGCAAACUGUCCAUAUCAAACCUCAAGCCCAACCAUCCCUUCUCUGCCAACCUCACAGCACCGGGCUCGCCCACCGCGCAUUCGAUGCAGACGAACCCUUCGGCCACGAAUCCCCUCAAUCACUCCGAGUACUUCCAGACGAGAAAUGCGCGAGAUGGCAAUUUCCAGCUUCCUGCCCCGGCUGCUCAUCACCACUACAUCCCCAACGCGCAAGCUGCCCGAAUUUCUCAGUCACCUAGCAUGGUCAGUCUGCCGGGCCACAAGCACACGCGUUCGUCCAGUAUGGUUGGUCACGGUUCGCCAGCUGGUGGCCCCGCACCUACCUCCAUCCCACCGGACAUGGCACCCAUGCCCAUGUCGUCGCUCGACGCAUCUGAGCCCCGCUUGUUCCCUGGCGUUGUGAGUAAGAGUCGCAAGGGUAGUAUGGUGACGAGCAGAUCUGGUGUCGAUGUUGGUAGCGAGGACAACAAUGUCCCUGAUCACAUGACGCAGAGUCUGCCUGCUAUCGCGCUGGGUAGACCUAGACCUGGCGAGCAUGAUGCAGCGGUUGUCGAGGAUGAGGACGAAGUCGAGGAGACUGCUUGA
Messenger RNA from Aureobasidium uvarum, 3228 nucleotides. Lineage: Eukaryota; Fungi; Ascomycota; Dothideomycetes; Dothideales; Saccotheciaceae. The record is from the annotation of a GenBank genome assembly.